UUCCCCGGUGUGCAAGACAGUCCCUGGCAGCCACCUGUUGUGUCUGUCCAUCACCCACUCUCUGCACCCUCCGUCUACCGUCACAGACAUGCGGGUGGUGCAGGGCUGUGUGCUGAUAACUGUAUUAUUCGUGCCCGCCCUCAACCUCGUCUCGGCCGCCCACUCCACGCCCCUCGACGCCCCCUUGGACUGGCGACGCCCUUACUCCCCACGCCCACUGCACGAGGAUGGCGUCGUCGAGUACUCCGAAAGGCGCGCUGAGCAUUUCUCGCUGGGCAGUGCCAAGCAGUAUCCUUUAAAGGGCAGCGGGUACUUUGUGAGUGCCACAGACUUCCCGAGUGUCGCGAGGGAGAGGCACUCACUCUCUUCGGCACUCGGCACUCAACACUUCGCUUCCUCGCCGUUUUCACGGGGCUUCCUCGAUCCUCCGAGACGGUUCGCCAGCCUAGGUGUCACUGGGGAUCCAGAUGACGGUUCCAAAGCCGAGCUCUGCUGGGGAUUCCCCUUCAUGUGCCUCGCUUCUUCAGAACAGAUCGCGCUCCUCCUUUCGCCCGCAGGAGGGGAGUCACGAGGGCGCCGGACCCAAGCAACGCGCCCACGGCAAGGAGACCGCCCACGACCUGCUAAGCGCUACCUUGGAAUUGAACUGCCCGACUACAUCGCCACGAAGCAUACCGCACUCAGGGCUACCAACUCACACUACCUCGCCAGGAUCAACCAGCUCAAACAACGCAUGCGCCACGUGGGUAAAUAAACAGUUGUAGAGGGGACGCAAACACUUGAUUUCCUUCUGCUUAUUGAUAAUUUUGUUUUGAGUGGCGUCUUCUGUGGUGCCGGAGGAAUCUGUUAUGCUAAGUAUCCGGUUAUCGUGCGUUGGUGUUGGUAGCGCCCAAAGGAGUAAACAUACGUAUUCAAAACAUGUGCAGUUAGGAUUCUGAGCACAUGGGCUGUUCCCGUAGACUUGUUGUAAUAUAGAGUAUGAAAGGAUUAGAUACUUUUAAGAUAUUAAGUCAUGUGUGACGAAAUUAUAUUAUAUAAAUGAAGACCAAAAUGAUAUCAAACAAAUCAAGAGCUCAUUUAAAAAUUUUCCCUCUAUCAAACUUCAGGAUCGCUGUAAAGAAACAAAUUUUGUAACACAUUAGGUUCUAGAUCUAAUCAUCAUUUACCUAAAACUAAUGUAUAUUACUUAAGAUGUAAAAGUAAAACAGGCGUAAAAAAUACAACGGUUGUAAAAACAAUCAAUCUCGUGAAUCCCUUCUGUCAAUUUCUUGGUAUUUUCCCUUGUGCUAAAAAUAAGUAUGAAUUCACGGAACGCUGAUGCAACUUGCCACACGCAGAUACAUGCUAUCACGUAUUUUCCCAAACACUUUUGUACAGAAUUACUUUUUCUUUCAUUCUUUCUGUUCCAGUGAAGAUUUUCCCCAGCAAUGGAUGUGGUGAAAACUCGUACGAAUUAGGCCAUCCGGUAUAGCUGGGGCUGGCACACCUCUUGGCCUAUUUUCGUUUAGAGUUUCAAUGUUUGUUUUAGCUUUUCUUUUGAGAUGUAUAAAUCGUGAAAAUAAUUUGUAUGCAUUAUGAUUUUUUUUUUCUUGAGAAAAGUACUUCGAAGUAUACUCCUUUUGUAAGGUUAAGAAAUCAGAUAAAUAAUUCGUACAGAUUUCCUCCUUUCGUUCACUGAAAAGAGGAGUUUUUACAGUCGAGGCAGAUUUGUAUCAUUCCCGUCUGAAGAUAAGAACGAGAAUGGAGAGGAAACGUUGACGGUGUUCUCUGCAAUAAAGAGUUGAAACUA
Molecule: messenger RNA, 1789 nt
Organism: Penaeus monodon (black tiger shrimp)
Lineage: Eukaryota; Metazoa; Arthropoda; Malacostraca; Decapoda; Penaeidae
Exons: 4
Coding region: 89-754 (221 amino acids)
Source: RefSeq, a predicted model, not a curated record